This is a messenger RNA of Melospiza georgiana, 5727 nucleotides long. RefSeq names its product refilin A (gene RFLNA). Gene Ontology annotation, cellular component: actin filament bundle. Lineage: Eukaryota; Metazoa; Chordata; Aves; Passeriformes; Passerellidae. Bases 114 to 767 code for a protein of 217 amino acids. Gene Ontology annotation, biological process: negative regulation of bone mineralization involved in bone maturation; actin filament bundle organization; skeletal system morphogenesis. Gene Ontology annotation, molecular function: filamin binding. The record is from RefSeq and is a predicted model, not a curated record. The transcript has 3 exons.
CGGCGGUCGGGACGCAGGAGGGGCCCCCCGGGCUCCCUUCCCCUUCCCUCCCUCCGCGGCGGGCGGCGCUGGAGGAUUUUCUCCCGCCGCGGCCCCCUCGCUGUCCCCCAGACAUGGUAGGUCACCUCCAGCUGCAAGGGAUGGACGAGAGCCUGAAGGAGAAGAGCCGGGAAGGCUUGCUGGACAGUCCGGACUCGGGGCUGCCCCCCAGCCCCAGCCCCCCCUUCUACUCCCUGUCGCCCGGUGAGGGCCGAGCAGGGGGCAGCGGCGGUGCGGACCCCCCGGCCCCGGGCCACCGGCGAGAGGCCAAGGACGGCAAAGUGAUGCCUUAUCUGCUCCUGAACCCAUCCAUGCCAGAGAUAAGGCCGCGAAUGUACCCGGUGUUUUUUGGAGAAAGCAUUGAGGUCAACCCUGAGCCCGUGCAGGAAAUCAGAUGCAAUUCUGAGGUGAAGUACGACUCGGAGAAGCACUACCGGGACGACAUCUUCUACGGCCCCAUCCCCACGGUCACCACCUACAGCGAGACCAUCAUCGCCGCUCCCAACUGCACCUGGCGCAACUACAAGUCCCAGCUCAUCUUCGAGCCCCGCCAGAAGCCGGUGAGGUUUCAGAGCACGACCAUCAUUUUCCCUAAGCGUGCCAAGAACAUUUACCGGACCACCCUCAACUACAGCUUGGGCUGUGCCAAGCGCUGGUUCGCUUCCAGCGUGCAGCUGGAACUGUGUGAGGAAACCAGCCCGUGCGUCAUGUACAGCGAGAGCCUCUGAUCCGUGCGACCCCGCCGGGGCACGGCCUGCACGGGGCUCUGGCUGCGCCUUGCCUGGUGGCAACUGAACAUUCACGGCCGGAGAGCAGCUCCCGAGGCUUGCAGGGCACAGGAUGGUUUUGAUCAGUGAGAGGCUGGCUUGUGUUUUGCGACGUUCCUGACAUUCAUGAUCUGGAUUUUAUUUUUGGGUUGUUUGUUUUGUUUUUUUUUUUCUCCGAGCGUAUCUAUUUUUGGCUUGUGUUUAGAUGAAAUCAAGAUGACAAAGGACCCUGUUACCCAUUGCAGAGUGAUGCCUUAUGAGCUCUGUAGGUCUUGUCUAGCACAUAGGUGAGAGUCAUUGUAAGCUUCAGAGCUAUUUUGGUCUCUGCAAAGGGAAGACCAACUGCAGAGUCAGCGUCUGUUCGGCCCAGCACACACCAGGCCCGAUCUCUUUGAGAGCUGAAAUGCAGAGGAGGUGGUUAUUUGUACCAGUACAUCACAGCUUGCUCCAACAGCUCCUCUCAGUGAGAGCUGCCCUAUUACAGCACCACAGUCACCUCACUUCCUGAGAGGAGUGGAGACUGUCACCCCAAGAAAAAGAGGAUUUAAACAGGUCCCCCAGCUCUUGCUAGCAGCUGGAUGUUUGUGUCCCAUAGCAAAGCACAGCACAACCAGGAGAUGGGAGGAAGGCCUGCUGUGAUGCAUAGACACAUCUUUUGUGAGCCCAGCCAGGAGCAAGGAGGGAGACUGAGGAAAGUGAACAGCUGAAGGACUAGUUUCUAAAAGUGACUGAGAGAUUUAGGAACCCAAUGCCCUUCUAUCAAAAGUAUUGCCAUACCAAGUGUACCAUGCUGUUCACUGCCUCCAACACCUAAUUAAGGGAUCUGUAUGCACUUGCAGCCCUUCUGAGUUUCAGGGUGUGGCUGUAUUGCAGAGAGGAGUGUAGAGCAGAAAGUUCCCUGGUUUCUUUAAAGCCAGGGCAGGGUUAACUCACCCUCUCAAUAGUUUCCAUAUUUGUGGCAUGGGCAGCUUUUCUGCAUGUAGAGGAGCAGCCAAACUUUCUCAGUGUAGAGCUUGAAGGAUUGAAGAGCCCAAAUCCAUCUGGGUUUUCCUUACUCAGCCAGGCUGUAGCACUAAAAACAGCAACUCCACAAACAGCUGAACUGUCUCUGCAACAGGACCAAGGAACAGUGAGCAGGAGUCAGUGCAACCAUCCUAGGGUAAAACAUUCCCCAGUCAUGAGUCCCAUCUCCUGCUUUAUCUUCACUUCGGUUUCUUGAUGAAAAUCUGCAAGAGCCUGGAUUCCCACAAACAUAUAACUUUGAAAAUAGCACGGAAUUGUCUCCAAAAAUCUUACCAAGAAUUUUUGCAUGCUGCUCCGACUUAGAAAUAACCACACAGCUCCGGAAAUUAAUUUCCAGCUUUCUCUCUUCUAAACUUUCCAUUUUGUUCCUGACUUGCUGUGAGUCUGAUGGAGUUAUUUCAGAACACAGCUGAGCAGCCAAGUCAGAAAGCCUAUUAACAAUGUCAACAAGACGUAGCUGAUUGCCCAGAACAGUUGACGCACAAACCCGCUGAGAUUUAAAAAAAAAAAGUCUGAGAAACUUGAAAAAAUAAUAAAAUUAGUGACUUUUAAAGAUACUUUUUCCAUCAGUUUCAAAAAGCAGUUGGUAAAUGUGACCAGAACUGUGACCUUUAUGAAACAGAGUUCUCUUGUUUAAAAUGUAGCACAGUUUUUCCACCAGAGGUAAAUAUAAAGUCUUUAAAUACAAACUUCAAUCCUGACAGCUGGAGCAUCGUUAGUGCUGAAAGAUGUGUGUUAUGGCAGUGCUGAACUCUCCCUGCCCACUGGGAGUUAAGGCUUGGUAGGAAGAACCCCUCAAAGGAUUUCCAAGGCUUCCACCUACUGUUGAAUCCUUUACAGCAGCACAAACAAGGACUAUAUUUGUUAGUGGUCAGGUUCUGCUGUCACUGUCUGUCAGCAUCAAAGCCUGGAAAAGCAGCAUCUGCCUCCAGAGGGAUUAUUAUGCCUGAAGCAACCCUUCUCCCCAGGGCUCCAGCAGACAGAGCUGGCUUAGGCAGCAGGGAGUUGGUGCCUGGAUGAACGUGGCCCCAGUGCAGUGAGGUUGGUGAUGCACUUACUUGCUGGUUCAUCUUUGGGUCUGUCCUGUUGGCCACGUGCUGCUGAUGGGCCUUGGGAGCAGGGGAAAUACCCCUGUGGCACAUGCAGGGCUCAGUGCCUGCAUCCCUGAGGGUCUGUGCCAAGGGCAGGGUCCCAGGCUGACAGCAGGGCCAUCCAGGUCCAAAAGCAAGGCCAAACUCACACCCAGGAGAUCCCUGCACCAUGACAGAGGGGACUGAUGGAGACAGGCUGACCUCAGAGCCUCUCCCUGGUCUGACCACACAUCAGGCUUUGCCCCUUUGAACAGCUGGAUUAUGCCCCUGCUUUGAGCACAAAGCUGCUGUUCUUGAACAUGGUGGUCUUUGAGCAGGACAGCUUUUCCUGAGAAAAACUCCUUUCUUCAUGACUGGCUGCAGGUUUCUGCCCACUCUGCCCACUGUUAGUUCUGUUUCCUAAAUAUCAGCUGCAGCAGUAAAAGAAAAUUCAAGGCAAGCCAAAAAAACCCAGUGUGCAAAUACAAAUCCAGCAGAGAGACUGAACCUCAACCUGGACUUUCACCUCACAGGGAGAGGGGCUGCUGAGGCAAAGUCUCACAGGUGGAUGUGACCCCAGGAGGGUGCAGUGGAGGGCUGCAUCCUUGGUGCUGGAGGGUCCCACACACCCAGCCCAGGCCUCUUUGAAGCUUCAUGCUUUGUUUUCUCUGCAAACACACCAGAAGUGACCUAACAUGCUCCUGCUCCUUUGAGUUUAAGCAGCUUUUCUGGUUUUGCCAUGUAGGGGGGAAAAAAAAAAAGAUAGAAAGCAGCUUGUGUUUCUAGGCUGCUGAGCACAUUCUGAGCUGUGUAGCCAGGGUGGCUGUGGUGGGACUGUCACCCUGGACCAGUCCAAACUGGGACAUUGCCAAGUGCCUGGGAUCUGGAGAAAUUUUUGAAAAAUCCCUUCUUAUAUGGUAUCUGCCAUGGGCCCAUCACAAGCUGAUUUUCUGUCAGCAAAGGCUGGUGUUGGAAAGGGACUCUGUUUUUCCUGAGGUCAAGGAAACCACAGAGGGUCAAGUCCUCACAUCCCAGCCUCCUGCCCACUCUGUCCCUGCUGCUCCCAUCCCUGUGGCUGGGUUAGGCAGUGCUAGAAAAGCCAAAGUUCAUCUUACUCAUGACUGGAAAAGUGAUGACUUUUUUUGUUUUGCUUAAACACCAGAAACUGAAUUGUCUUUUUGUGUUGCCAAUGAAGAAUCAUUCUGGGCAGCCAAGAAGUGCCUUGUGCCAUACCUGUGGUGUGGUUGUACAUCUGAAAGGAACAAUUAGUCCCACUAGGGAGGUGCUUUUCUUUUUAAUGGAGUGUUGUUGAUCUCAGCCAACAGAUGUUUGUUCCUGUAUGUUUCUCAAAGAUACAAAUGAUAAAUUUAGACCAAGGUAAUGUGAGUUUCCUUGAACAGCUGGGACUGUGGCUACACCAUUUCCCCCCAGGUUCCUGAUGUGCAUGUUGCCCACAGCUCUGCAAGCCUGAUGGGUAAAGUCAGACACUGCCUUUAUCUUUUUUGAUGAGGGGAAGAUUGUUUUUUUUUUUUUUCAAUAUGGAAAGUCCCUAUCUCAAAGGUGGGGGGUCUCUCCCAUUUUCUCCCAUCUCUCCCUAUGAUUCUUUUGCCCUGGAAUACAACAGAGUGUGCUCCUGUCUGGCCUGCCUGCAUUGCUGUCAUUGCAUUUGGGGCCAAAAAGAUGAAACCCUAACCAAAUAUUGAACUUUUAGAAGCCGUGGAAUAUGUUGCACAAACUGCAGAGAACAACUUUGACCAAAAGUUUACUGCUUGUCUUUAUAGUUUGUCUUUUUCUUUUUUUUUUUUUUUUCCCUUCCUAAGCCAGCUCUACUUUCCUCAAUGUGAAAUACAGACAGGUUUGCACCCUGGGUGCACACUUUCUGGGACUGUUGAAAUGGUGUUUGGGUGUUGAUAGCAGUGUUUGAGUGAGCUGCUGGUCAGAGAAGUGAAUGCUAUUUACUAUUUAUGUUGAGUGUGUCUUAAAAAAAAUGGGAAAGGUCACCAGAGGGCUAAUGAGCAAAAAAGACUUUGUGGAGACUUUAAACUGAAGACUGAAGACUGUGUGAGACUGACAUAGGAGUGAACGGUUCUGUGUGUGAACACUGUGAUCUAGGAUAUUUAGCCAUUGUGGUUUUAACCUGCCUCUUUUCCUGUAGGAAAAGGCAUCUUUGCCUUUUUUAGAGCUGAAACAAAAUCAGAUCCAUCCUCUGACACAGUCACUCAGCCCUGCUGCAGCCUGUGAGCAUCAGCAUUCCCCAGGCUCACGAGGUGCUUUCUGAGCAUCAAUCAAACAGGCCCAGAGCUGUGCCUCUGUGAGACGGGGCAAUGCUUUGGAGGGAUGAUGGAUCUUCUUGGGGGAUAUUCAGAUUUUUAUUGCCAGAUAAAGUCUGCUCCCUGAGGAUCACCUGAUCACUCACAAAUUGAUCUGUUCUAAACAGCUCCCCUAAAGCUCUAUAACCAGUGGAUUUUAUAAGUCUUGGGAGGCGCUAAUUCUUUUUCAGAUACUGUAAUGGCCAUCAGAAUGAGCAAAGUAUCAUAUGAAUUGUGACCUGAGGAUGGGAUUGAAAGGUGUCUGAAGGUUAGAGAAGGAAGAAGAGAACUUAAAAGUGGUGGAAAUGCAUAAGGAUGUGUCAUAUUUUUAUUUUUGUAAGUCUGAUUCUCUAAGUGCUUGUAAAGUACUUUACUGUUGUAUAUGUGGUGAUGCAGUAGCUCACAAUAUCCUUUUAUUUUUGUAUAUUCCUUCCUCCACCAUAAUCCCUUUCUGUUCAACUCAUAGAGAGUAAUUUAAGAAGACAAAAUUUAUAUAUCAUAAUAAAAUGCUCAAACCCU